AUGGUACCAGCGCAGAGGUCCCCCCACCAGUGCUGCAACAUGGUUACCGAGCAGGCGGACGUGGAGAUGAAGAAUGUGGAUAGCCCCGCUGUGGCCGAACAGGAUGCGGUGAAAGCAGACCCGGACACAUUGACCAUAGAAGACAUCAAGGAGCAGGCUCGCCACAUUGAGAAGGCGGUGACCAGCAAGGAGCCGAGGUUCAUUCUGCGCAUCCUGCGAGCGCUGAUGCCCACUCGCAAGCGGCUCAACGACCGAGUGCUGCGCAAAAUCGUCACGGGCUUCUUCACCCAUUCGAGCCAGGACAGGGAAGCCCUGUUGGGAUGCCUCGAAGAGCCCAUGGAGACGGAAGGUGGCAUAGUGCAGAAGGAGAGCCGAAUCCGCAGCUCCAAGACAUCGCACCUGCCUCUGCUUCCCGAGCUGGACGUGUACAUUCACCUCCUGGUGCUGGUCUAUCUCCUUGAUGCACAGCGCUACGAGAAGGCGGUGCAGUGCUCGGACCAGCUGAUGCAGAAGAUCCAGGCCCAGAACCGACGCACCCUGGACUUGCUAGCGUCCAAGUGCUACUUCUACCACAGCCGCUGCUACGAGUUGGUUGACAGAAUGAGCGACAUCCGCAG
Rhipicephalus microplus (southern cattle tick) is the source of this 617-nucleotide messenger RNA. It is a transcript of the gene Rpn3, whose product is annotated as regulatory particle non-ATPase 3. Lineage: Eukaryota; Metazoa; Arthropoda; Arachnida; Ixodida; Ixodidae. Gene Ontology annotation, molecular function: enzyme regulator activity. Gene Ontology annotation, biological process: ubiquitin-dependent protein catabolic process; regulation of protein catabolic process. Gene Ontology annotation, cellular component: proteasome regulatory particle, lid subcomplex; proteasome complex. The record is from RefSeq and is a predicted model, not a curated record.